Molecule: messenger RNA, 574 nt
Organism: Trichogramma pretiosum
Lineage: Eukaryota; Metazoa; Arthropoda; Insecta; Hymenoptera; Trichogrammatidae
Product: 14 kDa phosphohistidine phosphatase-like
Exons: 4
Coding region: 78-515 (145 amino acids)
Biological process (GO): peptidyl-histidine dephosphorylation; translational initiation
Cellular component (GO): cytosol
Molecular function (GO): translation initiation factor activity; protein histidine phosphatase activity
Source: RefSeq, a predicted model, not a curated record
CGUCUGCUACGUCGUGUUUUGAAAACAGCGCGAUCUAUGUUGAUAUCACGUAAAAUUUGCAAGCGGCCGUAUUUCUCAUGAUAACUUUGCUGAAUAUUUGCCGGCUUAACUUUCGGCGAGUUGUAAGUAAUUACAGUACCUGUUUAAAAAUGUCUGAAGUUUUAAAAACUGUUGAAGAUGUUGACAUUGACCCUUGUGGAGUUUACAAGUACAUCCUCAUUGAAGUCCAAGAAAAGAAAACAAAAGAAAAGAAAAAUAUUGUCAGAGGAUAUGCCAGGUGUGAAUAUCAUGCUGACAUUCUCGAUGAAGUAGAGAUUGCUUUAAAAAAAAUUAGUACCAAUUUGAAAGCUAAAUGCGUUGGAGGAGGACGAAUUCAACAUGAUGCCGAAACUAAGAAAAUCAAGGUUUACGGAUAUUCUCAGGGAUUCGGAAAAGCUGAUCAUGAAAUAAGUACGAAUUUACUCAAGAAAAAAUAUUCAGAUUAUACAAUCACUUGGUCAGAUGAAGGAUAUUAAAAUUUCAUGUAUUAUUAUAUAUGUAUAUUUUCAUCAAUAAAAUAAAGAUUAAUAACAUA